This is a messenger RNA of Halteromyces radiatus, 2261 nucleotides long. RefSeq lists its product as uncharacterized. The transcript is spliced from 2 exons. NCBI's taxonomy places the organism in Eukaryota, Fungi, Mucoromycota, Mucoromycetes, Mucorales, Cunninghamellaceae. Gene Ontology annotation, biological process: regulation of DNA-templated transcription. Gene Ontology annotation, molecular function: DNA-binding transcription factor activity, RNA polymerase II-specific; zinc ion binding. The record is from RefSeq and is a predicted model, not a curated record. The coding region runs from base 45 to 2123 and encodes 692 amino acids.
UUUUUUUUUUUUCUUUUUUAUAUAUAUAUUUUAUUCAUAUACUUAUGAGUACACAACGUGUUACAAAGAAACGAAGAAGACAAUGUGAAACUUGUAUCAAUUGUCGGUCAUCAAGAAAACAGUGUGAUAAAGGUUAUCCUUGUAGAAAUUGUGCUGAUAAUAAUAGAAAAUGUCUUUACGCCAAAGAAUUUCCUUAUAGUAAUUUAUCACAAGAACAACAAGCAGCUAUUUUAGAACGACUACUCUAUGAAGCAAAAGGAAAAUAUGACUUGUUAAAAAAAUAUAUGAAUAAAACUGAAGAUUGGAAAUCUCAAGUAGUAUUAGCAAACAACAAACGACAUUUAGUACGAAAUAUUCGAAUGGAAGCUGAUAUGUAUGAUAGUUUACGUCAACAAACUGCUGCUCGUCUGGUCAAGAUUACUGUUCCUGGUGAACCUGAAUGGCAACUUCAAGAUGGUGUUUAUCAAUCUGUUUUUCAACGAAACUCAAGAUUAAUCACUCUCACAAGUAAUUUGUACAAAGAAACAGUUCCUCCUUUACCUAGGUCAUUGGAUACAAGUGAAUUAUUCUCUAUUGAUAUUGCUCGUGCUAUGGUAUCUGUAGAAGAAGUUGAUAUGUUAAUUGCUCUAUACAAUGAUUGUUACUCCUUCUCUUCUCUUCCUGAAUUUAUUACUCCUCAUCUGGAUGACAAUGGUGAUUAUGAUCUACUUCUUAGUUCCGUUAUGACUUUGAUGCUCUCUCAUGCUGUCAAUUUACACUCAAUGAAAGUUGACAAUCAUCAGCAACUCUCUCAUGCUUUCUAUCAUUACACAAGAGACCUCCUUUCGAAACGAAUGACAGCUCUUCAACAACAACCCGAUAUCAUGUGUUUACAUACCACUUUUAACUUGAUGCUUUAUGAAGCCGAAAAUGGAUAUUUGGAUGAAGCUACACUUUCACGACAAUCAAUGUCCGUCAUGAUCGAUUCUCUUCAUAAACAAUACUCAACAAUGUCUGUUUGGCAACAAAGUCUUCUUCGUCACUUAUUUUGGGCAAUAUUUACGGCUGAUGCUUCAAGACACAAUCUACAAAUGCAAACUCACGUUAUAUGUAGCUCCUAUAUGCAAGUGGAUAAACAACGACCUUCUGAACAUUGUGCUCAACCAGUUGAUCGUCUCAAAGAAGAAUAUAUUUAUUAUCGUUGCCGACUUGCUGAUAUCAUUCGCCAUAUUGAUGAUAUUUGUUACAAACGUACACCAUCGUCAUCAUCAUCGUCAUCAUCAUCACCAUCAUCAACACCUCCUUCUACAUCAUCUUCGUCAUCAUCAUCAUCUGCUUCAUCUUCUUCUCCAACUCAAACACCAAGUCCAUCUAGUGAUACCUCAUCUGGGAAUGGUAUUCGUGGUCAAGAUAUCAAGUUACUCGAAAACGAAUUAUGGGAUCUUUAUCAUGAAUUGCCUACUUGGGUGACAGAUGGACAACCUUUGGAAUCUGUACAAUUAUCGAAAUAUGAUGGAUACUUUGGACACCCUGCUACCCGUCCCAGUGUCGAUCCUUGUGUACACAGCCGUGCACAUCCUGUUUGUAAACGUACAUUGGAUGAAGUAUGGAUUCGACGAUUACGAUAUCAUUUUCUUGUUGAAUGGCAUGGUACCUUUUUAUACCUCUAUCAAAUAUUUUUACCCCAACCUGGUGAAAUCAUUCAACUUCCAUUUAUGCGUUGCUUUGAACAUGGACAAUUGAUGGUGGAUGUAUUGACCAAAUGGGCAGAUGAUCCUGACUUUUUUGACUGUUACUGUUACCCGGCCUUGCGCUCUAUCUUGGUGGCCUCCCAUAUUCAUAGAUACCUUCUACAAUCAGAAUUUGACGAUAUUCGAAACAAAGGUUAUGAAUUAUUAUUCAAACUUUUUUCUGUUAUUCAACGAUCCAACAUCUACAACCUUUACAAAGAUACUGCAUUUAUUCUCAAUAUCAAGGAUGCUUUCGACCGGAUUCGACGUGAUUAUCUCCUCGCUCAACGCAAUGCUCCUGUACCUUCCCCUGUUAUCAAUUUGGAUCAAUUCAAUCAUCAAGGCAAUUUCUUUGGUAGCAAUCUGGACAAUGAUGAUGAUGACCUUUAUGUGUAUACUGCAACUGCAUCUUAGAAGAAAAUCAUCAUCUUCCUCCAUUCUAUUGUUACGAUUUGACUAGUUAGUUAUUCUUUUUUUUUUUCUUUUCACCGGUUGAUCAUAUAUCUUUUUUUUUUUUGUGAAAUAAAACAUAUCCUGAUUAUUCAUUCAAAA